UUUUUGAAAACAGAUCCAUACGUAGCUUUUCACGUGUGUUUGCAUCGGCGGCUGCAAGAGAUUCGAGUUCUUCCAUUGAGAGGGAGAACUCUGUCACGUUCAUCGAGAAUUCUAAAAGCCUGUCAGCCACCUGGACUAGGUCCUGUGGAUUUUGGAGGACCAAACCUCUCAUCCCACCUGCCCUUGCCUUGUGAGGGAAAAUGUCGGAGGAGCAGAGAGAUGCAGCAACCCUAGGUUACCAAUGGAAGCCUGCUCCAGAGAAUGAUACCAACAUGGAGGAGAUGGAGUUGUCAGGCUCUGAACCCAGGAUGGGGAAGGGACAAGGCCUUUGCUCCAGCCGAACUGGGACCAUGAAGGAAUUCUGGGGCAGAAGCAUCCAUCGACGGGUUAGACAAGACUUAAAAGAAGAGAAAGAAGAGCAGCUACAGGGCUGGGAAGCCAACUUUCAGGGGCUUGUGAAAGCCAUGGAAUCCCCCCAGUCAGGCAGGGGCAACACCCCCCAGCAAAAAUUGUCACCAGCAAGGGAUACUAAGGCUUUUUUGCUCCCUUGCAAGAGCAGAGCCGAUACUUGCCAGCAACCUAGGGGAAUUAAGGCAGCUCAGGCCUCUCAAGGCCUCUCUGUGGAAUCUGAAGUGACUGAUGGUGGUGUCAAAUCUGAAAACAAGCCAGGAAGUAAGAAGGUGAAGGAAGAAAUCCUAGAUGAGGAGGCCCCUAGCUUGGAUGCCCAGCGCCAACACUUCAGGCAGUUGUGCUACACGGAGGCUGAAGGGCCCCGAAAAGUUUGCCAGAGCCUGCAGGAACUCUGCCGUCAAUGGCUGAAGCCUAAGGAACAUACCAAAGAGCGAAUCCUAGAGCUGGUCGUUCUGGAGCAGUUCCUGGUCAUCCUGCCCCCAGAAUUACAAAACUGGCUCCAAGGACACAAGCCAGAGACCUGCUUCCAAGCAGUGGCCCUGGCGGAGGAUUUCCUCCUGAAGCAACAAGAGGACAAGAGACAAGAAGAAAAGGAGUCGGUCAAGAAGAUAAUUGUUAAUUUACCUGAGGAAGGUGCAACUUCAUCCUUUGUGGUGAUCAAACAGGAGAGUGACAGUGACGCUUCCUCUCAAGGUCUUUGUGCAGUGAUUUUCGGCAGUUGGACUAAUUUUUCCUGCUAAUAACAGCAUGCGGUGCCUUGUAUAUUGUUUCCUUAACAAAACCCUACAAUUUGUAGUAUGAUACACGAUGAAGAAUAUUAAAGAUAAAGAAAUGGAA
Heteronotia binoei (common prickly gecko) is the source of this 1248-nucleotide messenger RNA. RefSeq names its product zinc finger protein with KRAB and SCAN domains 1-like. The record is from RefSeq and is a predicted model, not a curated record. The transcript has 4 exons. Lineage: Eukaryota; Metazoa; Chordata; Lepidosauria; Squamata; Gekkonidae. The coding region runs from base 201 to 1151 and encodes 316 amino acids.